UAUGACUUAAGCAUAAGAUUAAGUAUGGUAGGGUGUUACAUUAUGGUAUCAGAGCAGUUCGUUCCUAUAGAGCCUGAGGGACGGACUGAUUAUGCCUCUGGGCAUACUCUGGGUGUCUAUACAUGCUAUUUAGGGUAUCUAACUGAUAUAUGAGGCAUGAAUGCUCAUGAGCAUGCAUUUGGGACUUUGAAAUACUAAACUAGAGAUAUUGAGACUGAUCACCUUGAUAUCACUUGUUUGGUGUGAACAGGAACCAAAUGGCAUCUCGUGGGCGCGGUCGUGAGCGUAAUCGAGGUCAAAGACGGCGAGCUAAUGAGGUAACCAUACCAAUAGAUAGUUUGACCGAUAUCAUGACUGCAAUGACGAGUGUUGCUGCUGCCAUUGGUACUGUUGCUGUCGCGACCAUCCGAGUAAUGGAUGGGAUGCAACCACAAGCUGGAACUGGCAACAAUGAUGAUAAUGAAUAUGAAGGUGGACAUAAUGCUCCGAAUACAAGGGUACCACUGAGUUAUCUGGAGCAGGUUAACGUGGGUCAGGCAACGGGAGAAAGCUCAAGGAGGGCUGAGGUAGCAAGAAGUGAUCACCGAGAACCCUUCACAAAGAAAAAGGGAAAGAUUACACCGAGGAGCCAAAUUUUCAAAAAGAAUCGCUUUGUCGCUUCACAUUCUCAGCGCUGGAGCACUGACCGAAGGAACGAUAACCGUCUGGAUCCGAAUGCUGAAGGGAAAACUAGUACUCAACUGGAUAAUUUAAGGUGCCCAAGGUGCAAGAAGUACCAUCCAAACAGACCGUGCAGGGCCGGAUUAGGCGUAUGUUACAAGUGCGGGAGACCAUGGCAUAUGUCUUGGAAUUGUCCAUACAAAGAAAAUCGGGAUGCAACUGAAUUUAAUUCUCAUAGCCGAGAUGCAGGUCGAGAGGCUCCUCACUAAGCGUCUGGAUCUUGGAAAGCGAAGUAGUCCUUGGGUAUAUUUUGGUUUUUUAUUUGUAUAUAUGUAUAUAUGUAUUUAGCUUACUCUCCAAGUAACUUAUGUAUACUGCUCCUCUUAGAGGUUGAGGGAGAG
Messenger RNA from Arachis ipaensis, 1061 nucleotides. The record is from RefSeq and is a predicted model, not a curated record. NCBI's taxonomy places the organism in Eukaryota, Viridiplantae, Streptophyta, Magnoliopsida, Fabales, Fabaceae.